Dibothriocephalus latus is the source of this 1107-nucleotide messenger RNA. The record is from the annotation of a GenBank genome assembly. Lineage: Eukaryota; Metazoa; Platyhelminthes; Cestoda; Diphyllobothriidea; Diphyllobothriidae.
AUGGAGAAGCUUUCCUGCGGCACAAAAUGCAUCAAGUACACUCUCCAAAUAUUCAAUGCACUGGUUUUCAUACUCGGUGGCGUUAUACUCGGCUUUGGCAUUUAUUUUGUUGUGGAAGCAGAGAAGGAUGUUAAUGGACUAUAUGUUGGUGUUCCUGCCUUCAUCCUAACAGUGGGUGCGCUUGUCUUUCUUCUCGGAUUUCUGGGUUGCUGCGGAGCCUGGAAGGAGAAUGUCUGCUUGUUACGAACCGUAAUAUUUUUUUCAAAUAUCUUAACAAAAUGUGUUCAGUUUGCAGCAAUUAUCAUUAUUCUACUGAUAGCCGAAAUUAUUGGUGGAAUACUAGUCUUUGUCUACAGACAUAAGUUCGUCGACUUGCUAGGAGAUGGCAUUGCGGACACGAUUAAGGAUCUGAAAAAUUUGAGUAAGCCACAACAAGAGGCCACCAUGAAGACACUUAAUGAGCUGCAAGAAAAGCUCGAAUGUUGCGGAGGUCAUAAUUCCAGCGAUUGGAGUAAACCUCUUCCCUCCUCCUGCUGCGAAGACGAACCUACUGUCUGCUUAAAGCCAUACAAGCAGGGUUGCGCACAAGCCAUGUAUGAUUAUAUGAAGCAGAAAUCACUAGCCAUGGGCAUUAUCCUCUUUGUAAUGGCGGUCCUCGAACUUGGCGCAAUCAUUUCAGCCUGCUGCCUGGCCAAAAAGCUUGGCGAGUAUGAAAAACUGGAAUGUUGCGGAGGUCAUGGUGCUAGCGACUGGGGUACCCACUAUCCCCCCUCCUGCUGCGAAAACGAACCCAAUGUCUGCACAAAGCCAUACGAUCAGGGUUGCGCACAAGCCAUGUAUGAUUAUAUGAAGCAGAAAUCACUAGCCAUGGGCAUUAUCCUCUUUGUAAUGGCGGUCCUCGAACUUGGCGCAAUCAUUUCAGCCUGCUGCCUGGCCAAAAAGCUUGGCGAGUAUGAAAAAGGCUGCGCACAAGCCAUGUAUGAGUAUGUGAAGCAAAAAUCAUUAGCCGUGGGCAUUAUCUUAUUUAUCAUGGCGGUCCUCCAACUUGGGGCUAUCAUUGCCGCCUGCUGCCUGGCCCAAAAGCUUGGCCAGUAUGAAAAAGUCUAA